Messenger RNA from Chaetomium fimeti, 930 nucleotides. RefSeq names its product ESSS subunit of NADH:ubiquinone oxidoreductase-domain-containing protein. Bases 287 to 661 code for a protein of 124 amino acids. NCBI's taxonomy places the organism in Eukaryota, Fungi, Ascomycota, Sordariomycetes, Sordariales, Chaetomiaceae. The record is from RefSeq and is a predicted model, not a curated record. The transcript has 2 exons.
GCUCAACCGCAGCCGACGACCGACAGCGGAAUCAUCGCCAAACCGAAACGUCGCUCGCUUCGGCAUCACCAUCCCCCUCUCCACUCACCCUCGGCGCGCACGAGCCGACGACCCUCCCGAUCUAAGGGUCGAGUGCGCAGCACUCAAUCAGAUACAUCCCGCACUCCAACCCAACCCCGGGGCUCCGACACGACAAACACCCCCCCAAUUCGAGGAGGCAAACGACCAAGCAUCACACGCCCCCCUCAACCCUCAAACCUCAACACCCCUCAAUAAAAAAAUAAACAUGUCCGCCCUCCGCCCAACCGCCCGCCUCGCGGUGCGCAUCGCCACCACCACCACCCCCAUCACCAGCACCACCAGCAGCGCCGCCCUCGUCCCCGCCCGCUUCCGCUUCUUCUCGGCCACCCCGCGCCGCGCCGGCGGCGGCGGCAUGCAGUACGACCCGCCCUCGGGAUGGCUGUGGGGCGUGCGGCCCGGCGAGAAGUACCAGAAUGAGGGGUGGGAGGGCCCGUUCUUUUACGGGUUCUGGGGGAGCAUGGUUGUCUUUGCGGUGGCGUAUGCGUGGAAGCCGGAUACGAGCAUCCAGACUUGGGCGUUGGAGGAGGCGAGGAGGAGGCUGGAGGCUGAGGGCAUUCUGGAGGACCCGGAGAAGAAAUAGAUGGAUGCGGAGCAGGCAGGUCUGGGUUCUCGGGGGUGAGGCAGACGGACAGACGGACAUGCUACGCAUACAUAUGCCCGCAUAGAUGGAUGUACAUGGUUUGUUUUGUUUGUUGUUCUUGUUGUUUCCUUGCCCGUCAUCAUCGUCGUCGUCGUCGUCGCGUCGAAUUCUAUGGAUAUCGAUACAUGAUCCAGCUAGACCAUCAUUCGGAUAGAGGUGCUGCCCCUCUGCGGCAGCCGUGUUGUUGUUGAAUUGAGUUUGUCACUGAA